GUGAACAUUAAACAUUAAAACGUUGUUUUCAACAGCAGGCAUAUGAAGUUAAAUUGAGAUAUUCUAUGAUUUAUCUUGCUUAAGAAUCUUUAAAAUCCACGUAAUAAAUUUGUUCUUAUUAGAACAGAAAUUAGUCUGAAAGUAGUGAUUAAGUGAAAUACUUAUAGCUUUCAUUGAAGAAACUAUCAAAGUAUAAUCACCAGAGAGACUGUUUAAUUCAAUAUAACAAGCUAGUUGCAAAGUCUUAGAUUAACCUUAAAAGCACCCGGAAAACGACAAAGUGGAAAAUGAUCAAUAACAGAACAUAUUUUAAAUUCCUGCUAAUAUCUCUCGUAAUAGCUCAAACGACAGCAUAUAAAGUGAUUUAUGCGGUGAAUUGUGGUGGUGAAGAGCAUAUAGAUUCUAAUGGAAUAAAAUAUGAAAAAGAUGUUCUCAAAGUCGGAACAUCGUCAGAUUUUGGAAAAAAUCUACCAAAUAUUGCUAGAGUAUCUCAAUCAGAUGAAAUUAUUUAUCAAACAGAACGUUAUCAUACAUCGACAUUCGGAUAUGAAGUUCCACUUGAAAGUGAUGGCGAUUACGUAUUGGUUCUCAAAUUUUCUGAAGUUUAUUUCAAUACAGUGAACGCAAAAGUCUUUGAUAUUGUUUUGAAUGGUGAUCACCAGAUUGUGUCGGAUUUAGACAUUUUCGCUCAAGUCGGCAAAGGUUCAGCACAUGACGAGUACAUUUACUUUAGCGUGUCCCGCAAUCGACUUUAUUACAAAGAGGAAGAGUCUGAAAUUCGUGGGGGAAAAGUUAGAAUCGAAUUUAUCAAAGGCUACAGAGACAAUCCAAAAGUUAAUGGAAUUGUACUGAUCAAAGGAACGGACGUUAAUAAUAUUCCUAAAUUGCCACCACUUACAACAGAAGCUCCUGAAAUACCUGAUACAUUUGAGAUGCCAAUUGAAGAAGAGAAGCCGGUGAUUUCGAAACCUCGUAAGACAAGCGGCCCUAAAACACAAAAUCCAUAUUCAACGAUGGAUGAUCAACUAAUGAUAAGCAUUUUCGUAGGUAUCGUUCUUUUUAUCCCGCUCCUGUUCUGCCUCUGUCGACUCUGAUUCAUUAACAUAUUCAAUGUGAUGAACUUUUGUUAUAUCUUAUGUAGUCUUAAACGUCCCUUGUUUGUGCACCUCUGCAAUGGUCUCGAUUGAUAUUAGAUAUAAAAACAAACAUAUUUAAAUUUUUAAGAUUCACAAGCUUUACUUUUAAUGACUUUUAUAAAGUGUCUAAUAUUUUUCUUUCCCUUUGAAUUGAAUUUGUGAAUCGUUCUUAUUGUACUUAAACUCCUAAAACGUGUAACAUGAACUUAGCGGUGAGGGGAAAGUUGAGUGAUAUCAAAAAUUAGCUGCAUGGUGUACAAGAUGAAAAACGAUGAUUUUAAUUUACGAUUCAACAAAUUUAAUUAUUAAAUUGUCCUUUUUUCCAAUAAAGAAUGACUCGUUUUAACAUUUUAUUCGUUUUUCCUACAUCAACUUUAUGAUAAC
This is a messenger RNA of Clunio marinus, 1520 nucleotides long. NCBI's taxonomy places the organism in Eukaryota, Metazoa, Arthropoda, Insecta, Diptera, Chironomidae. The record is from the annotation of a GenBank genome assembly.